Humulus lupulus (European hop) is the source of this 2035-nucleotide messenger RNA. RefSeq names its product nuclear transport factor 2-like. The record is from RefSeq and is a predicted model, not a curated record. Gene Ontology annotation, molecular function: mRNA binding. Gene Ontology annotation, cellular component: cytosol; ribonucleoprotein complex. NCBI's taxonomy places the organism in Eukaryota, Viridiplantae, Streptophyta, Magnoliopsida, Rosales, Cannabaceae. The transcript is spliced from 10 exons. The coding region runs from base 295 to 1680 and encodes 461 amino acids.
UAAUCCUACUCCAACAAAUUCUCAUCAAAUAAUUCUCUCUAUAUAUGUAUAGGAAGCCAGUGGAAAAUAACAUGACCCAAUCAGUAUCAGUGUGUGAGUGAAGAUACAUUAAAUACUUCAUUCAUAUCAUAGUACGCAGUAGCUGUCGGACUCCUCUUCUUCUUCAUCUCUCUCUCUUCGGCCUCCGGCGAAGCCUCUGUUCUCCACCUCUUUCUCAUUCAGUUUCCGGCUCUAUCGUCCACCUAUAACAUUUUCCGAAAGACUUGAUUCUGGAAUGGUGUUUUGGCCAAUUAAAUGGAUAUGGCCUUGCAGACAGCAAGUCCUCCUACGGCACCCAGUGCCCAAGUUGUAGGGAAUGCUUUUGUUGAGCAAUAUUAUCAUAUUCUUCACCACUCUCCUGAGUUGGUUUUCAGAUUUUAUCAGGAUUCAAGUGUCAUUGGCCGACCGGACUCCAACGGCAUAAUGACAUCAGUGACUACCAUGCAAGGUAUCAAUGAGAAGAUCCUUUCCUUGGAUUAUAAGGAGUAUAAGGCUGAGAUAAAAACUGCUGAUGCUCAAAAGUCUUAUAAAGAUGGGGUGACUGUAUUAGUUACUGGAUGCUUGACCGGCAAGGAUAACUUGAAAAGGAAAUUCUCACAAUCGUUUUUCCUCGCCCCACAAGACAGCGGGUACUUUGUCUUGAAUGAUGUCUUUAGGUACAUAGAUGAUGGAGACCUGUUGGAGAAUCCUUCAGUUAAUAAAGUUGAUGAUGUUAAGGUCCCAUUAAACCCUGAUCCUGAGCCAACUCAUGUUCCUGCCCGUCCUGCACCAGAUCCUGAAAUUGUUCAUGAGGAAGCAGCAGAUCAAAAUGUUGAUGAGAAAGCUUAUGACGCAUCAGCCCAUGACAGAUCUGUUUUAGAACCCCCAUCCCGUUCACAUGAGAGUGAUCUACCUUUGGAGAUUGAAUCAGCUUCUACAACAGCCGUAGAUGAUGCUCCAAAAAAGUCAUAUGCAUCCAUUGUCAAAGUAGCAAAAGGGAGUCCCAGACCGACUAGAGUUUAUGUGCCAAGUAAUGCAGUAAAAGUACCUUCUAUUGAAACAGGAAAUCAAUCUCUUGGGUUGGCAGUCCUGGACCCAGUGUCUCAAACAUCAGCCCCUAGUAGCACCAGUCCUCAAGAGAGUAGCAAUGGCAGUGAAGAAGUUGAGGGUUACUCUAUUUACAUUAGAAAUCUGCCCUUAUCUGUUACGGAUGCUGAGCUUGAGAUAGAAUUCAAUAAAUUUGGACCAAUAAAGCAAGGAGGCGUACAAGUCAGAAAUAACAAGCAACAAGGAUACUGCUUUGGCUUUGUUGAAUUUCAGUCUUUAAGUUCCAUGAAUAGUGCAAUUCAGGCUUCACCAAUCACUAUUGGGGGACGACAGGCUGUUGUUGAAAUAAAAAGAACUACUACUCGAGUUGGUGAUAAUGGAAGAGGAGGCAGGUUCCCUCCAGGAAGGGGUGGAUUCCGGAGUGAUAGCUUUAGAAGUCGUGGAAAUUAUGGUGGCGGUAGGAGCUUUGGUAGAAAUGAGUAUGCUAGCAGGGGUGAAUUCUCUGGUCGAGGUAGGAGUUUGGGUGGGCAUGGAGGAGAUGGUUAUCAUCAUGGCAGGGGAAGAAGCAGCCGUGCAAGUGGACCGAAACACAAUGCUGCUGCAGGCUUAGCGUGAUUUUUUUUUUAUUGACGAAUUUGCUUAAGUGGGCUAUUUAAUGAUGGUAGCAGUAAUAGUAGUAGUAGUCUAUAGUAGCAGUAGUAGUAGUAGUAGAAACAUUGAAUUGAAGAGGCAUUGUUUUUGCUGCAGUUUUAGGUUUCUUAUCUAGUACGAAAGUUUUGGCUAGGCAGCUCUUUUCCCCCAGGAAUGUAGCUUUGCAGAGAUUUUGAGCUCAUUCUCAUUCUCAUCUUCCAUUUUUAUUGGAAUUGAUGGAAAAUUACUUAGUUUUUUAGUUUAUAGAUGCUGUAAUAGAAUGAUCCCAACAGUUAAAUAGUUUACAAUCUUAAUUUGAAUUUGCAUGGUUGCCCAUUUA